AUGAAAGACAGACUCCGUCCUCCCCCUUCAUUUGCGCCUCACGACCCGCUAUUCACCUCUGACAACAUCAGCGAGGAGGACCAUUUUGUGAACUCCGCACCUUCGUCUCCUUUCCAACCUGAUUCAAGCACCUCCCAGCUAGUGCCAGACCGUUGUCCAUCACAAGAAUCAUUUGCAUACCAUUCCCAGGUCAAUUUGAUGAGCAACUACGAAAAAAAUAUCGACGGGUCACCACAAUGCAAACAGGAAAGCGGCCCAUAUCCAUCUCAAGCCAGCAUUGCGCAAACAGGGACUCAGAAACCAUCUGUCCACUAUCACGAGGAUGUAAUUUCACCACCCGCUUCUGGAAGUAACUUCGCAUUACCCAAAUCAGACUCACGCCAGUCUUCGGACGAUGAAGAUGAAGAAGACGAGUUCGAUUGGAGCGGUGACGAGGAUCUCAAUAAUGAGGAAGCCAAGUUCGAGAAGAAGAUGGGUAUAAAUAUUAAGUCUCGCGGCUGGGGCAUUAUCAGGCUGGUUACUCUUCUCUUCUCCUCACUCAUCGGGUCCACCUUCCUUGCGGCAGUCCUAAUAACUCCCGCACUCAUUGUCCAUUUCUUCUGGUACAAACCACACCCAACGGACUACAGGCAUUUUGUCGACAUCAAUAUCGAGGCUUGGCUCUUCUGGGCAGCAGCCAAUGUAGUCAUUUCUUGGGGUCUCGCAAUGAUCAUCGAUAUUAUACCUGCCAUCAUACGUCUGGUGAUUGCAGUCACGUGGGGCCAUGUAUCAGAGACCAUUAGAACGAAGCUCGAGUUGUAUGCCUCGACUAAGGACACUAUCAAACCUCUCUUCUAUGCCGCGGGCGCCUGGCUUAGCUGGAGCAUUCUGUUCCAAAAUAUCUUUCAGUUGAAGGACCCGUCUAAUGUCCAGAAUUAUGCUCCCUACACGGACCGUGUUGCUCAAGUAAUCGAAUUCCUGUUCUUUUUUACCCUGGUGGUAUGCAUUCAAAGGAUGCUUUCCCAUGCUAUUGCGUUUGCAUUCCACAGGACUGCGUAUAAGGAACGUCUAGACGAAGUUAAGAAAGCUCUUCGGGUGAUAGAAACUCUUCGCAACUACAAGCCCACGUUAUCGGCCCGUCACAAGUCCAACAACUCCUAUUCAAUGCUUGCGACCUUCACUGGGCUAAAUCCGUUUAGCGACAAAGAACAUUCCAAUAUUCUCGAUGGUAGAGUGCGCUCAGAAAUCUCUGCACUAAGUGAAGGUGAUGAAACGGAUACGGAGGAUGGAGCAAAGCUGAAGAAGAACAAAAGAAAGGGAAAACAUAGGCAACGCAAACCGACCAUCAUUAAAGCCUCGUCGGAGGAUCUUGAGUCUUCGGCCACUACACCAGAACAAUUUUCUUCCGUCGCCACAACAUCAGCUAAUCACUCCCCAGUCGACAAGCAUACAACUCACAGAUAUCCUCCUAACCCUUCCGGCCCACGUUUUGUUGACUCACACACUGAAGAUCCCACCAUUGUCGUCCAAGCAGCGAAGGCACUUAAGACUGCUGUACUACACGAUGCCCGGAAUAUCAAGGGCGACACUGAUGAGCUUGAAGCGUUAGUCUUCAGUGUGAGCUCAACACACGAAGCAAAGCGUCUUGCCAGAGCGAUAUACAGGACUUUCAGAAAUCGCCGGUAUACCUACCUCACAGCCGAAGACUUCUACCCCGCAUUCGCCACGCAGGAUGAAGCUAAAGAUGCUUUCCGGGUUUUCGACACCGACGACAAUGGCGAUAUAUCGCGGUCUGAGAUCAAGUCAUCGCUGCUUCGUGUGUACAAGGAACGUCGGUUCCUGUGGCGCAGUAUGCAUGAUGUUGGGGCUGCGCUCAAGACACUGGAUCAAAUUUUGCUACUCUUCGCCUUCGUCGUAUUGUUUUUCAUUUCAUUGAGCACUUUUGGUGUCAAUGUAACGCAGUCGUUGACGAGUGUAUAUUCCCUCGUUCUCGCAGCCAGUUUCAUCUUCAAGAACUCUGCGAGCAAUGUCUUUGAUGCAAUUAUGUUUUUGUUUGUGACCCAUCCCUUCGAUACUGGUGAUCGAUGCUUCAUUGAUAAUGAGAAUCUAGUUGUUAAGAAGAUGGACUUGUUUGCGACGGUUUUUGCUCGAUCGGAUGGUACUGAAACAUAUUACUUCAAUAGUCAGCUAUUCACGAAGUUCAUUACCAACGUUCGCCGUAGUGAUAAAAUGGCGGAGUCUUGUACUAUCCAAGUUGCUUGGCGUACGCCACAAGCAAAGCUAGAUGCGCUCGAGGAAAAAUUGAAUACGUGGCUUUCCACUGAGGAGAACAGGUGGUUCCAGCCGACCACGUCAGUUGUAUUGCAAAACAUCAGUUACCAACGUUAUUUGGAGUGUACCAUUGGUAUCUCGCACAACUCAACAUGGCAAGACUGGAGCCUCCGGAAUACGCGCAGGACCGCAUUCCACGCAGCAGUUCAAUAUUACUGCCGGGAGUUAGGGAUCACAGCAUAUGAGGCACCUAUGCCCAUCGCAUAUGCAGACACUAACACGCAACAAUAUGAUGUCCCUCGAGAAGCAGUACCUGAUAUCCUUUCAGAUAUUCAAUCCCCUAGUGGUCAUCGUGCAAGUCGAAAGAGCUUCCUUGGUUUCACACCUCCAUGGGAUCAGGGUACUCAUUUGACACGUGCACACACUCGUGUGCGCAAAGGCAAGAGUCGCAAAGCAGCUGUGCGAGGUGUGGGUGCAGACAGUGGUGGAAAUGGUUGAGCUAUAUCCUUCUUUUUAAGUCUCGACCGAGGAUCUUGUUUGGACACUUAAGCAGGCGUACAGUCGAGGACAAACAAAGUUCAUAAGUUUGGUACAGUCAAUCUGUGGCCGUUGGCCUGAUUGUAAGGAUGGAAGCUUUUUUUCGACACUCUCAGUCUUGUUCCGGUGCUCAUGCUCCAAAGUUCAAGGUACCAAGCGUCAUUAUCAUAGGUCGUACUACCAGUGAUGCUCAAGUUGCUUUGUUUGAUCUGCGCUCGAUGAUAACCUUGAUAAGUACAACCCCAGGAUAUCAUGGGAUAUCUUCGCCUUUGAAGUUCACUGAUCGUAUUCUACUUCUCACAUGAUCCAGGCUAUUGGUCAUUUCUCGAUUGGAAUUGUAUUUCCAGCUAUCUUUCAGGUUCGUGAAGAGCAAGGCGGAUGUCGGUCACAUCUCGCUCCAUCUUUGACUGUGGUUUCGCAGUUGCAUCCUCCGCUGUGAUGGCAUACGAU
Suillus bovinus is the source of this 3237-nucleotide messenger RNA. Its product is annotated as Mechanosensitive ion channel-domain-containing protein. Gene Ontology annotation, molecular function: calcium ion binding; mechanosensitive monoatomic ion channel activity. Gene Ontology annotation, cellular component: plasma membrane. The transcript is spliced from 12 exons. The record is from RefSeq and is a predicted model, not a curated record. Lineage: Eukaryota; Fungi; Basidiomycota; Agaricomycetes; Boletales; Suillaceae. The coding region runs from base 1 to 2748 and encodes 915 amino acids. Gene Ontology annotation, biological process: monoatomic anion transport; transmembrane transport.